AUUGAUGAUACAGAUGCAAUGGAAGACGUGCAUUCUUUACUGACAGAUGUUCCACCACCUUCUGGUUUUUACAGCUGCAACACAGAAAUUAUGCCUGGUAUUAAUAACUGGACACCAGAAAUUCAAAUGUUCACAGCAGUAAGAGUAUCCAGAUUAAGUAACAUUAACUUAACAAAUCAAACACUUAAUAAGAACUUUAAUGAUCUCUGUGAGAAUCUGUUGAAGAGCUUGUAUUUUAAAUUACGAUCUAUGGUUCCCUGCUGCCUUUGUCAUGUAAAUUUUACAGUUGCUCUACCAGAGGAUGAAUUAGUUCAGAUUGCAGUCACAGCUGUUGCAAUUACAUUUGACAAAAACCAAGCGUUACAAACCAACAAAGCCCCUACAGAAAAAUCACAGCAAAGAGCAUCUACAGACAAUGAAGAACAGCUGCAAUUUCCACUGGAACUUUGCUCUGACCCUCUUGCUUCUCAACCAUUCUCACCAGCUAAAGAAGUCCUGGAGGGUGCAAGUUCCCACACAGGUAUUCCUGCUACUCAGAGAGCAACGUCAAUUGAUUACAGUUCCUUUGCAGACAGAUGCAACAGCUGGAUAGAGCUCAUUAAACUGAAAGCUCAGACCAUAAGGCGCGGAUCAAUUAAGACAACUGCUUCACUUGAUAAAGCAAGUCCAUUGGCUGAGGGAUACUUACGGCACCGUUCUGUUCCGUCGUGCACCAAUUCUACCGUCUCAGUUGUUAAGAUGACACCUCUUUCUUUUCUACCUGGGGCAAAAAUAACCAAGUAUCUUGGGAUAAUCAACAUGUUUUUUAUACGAGAAACCACUUCUUUGCGUGAGGAGGGUGGUGUCAGUGGUUUUCUUCAUGCUUUUGUAGCUGAAGUGUUUGCAAUGGUGAGAGCUCAUGUCGCAGCUUUAGGGGGGAAUGCAGUUGUCUCAUACAUAAUGAAGCAGUGUGUUUUCAUGGAGAAUCCAAACAAAAAUCAGGCUCAGUGUUUAAUAAAUGUCAGUGGUGACGCAGUCAUCUUUGUGCGGGAAUCCGAGUUAGAGAUGAUACCAGUGCAACCAUCUACAGUUGCUUCACAACCCACAAGCUCUGGAGGAGAUGUGACAACAUGA
Apaloderma vittatum (bar-tailed trogon) is the source of this 1113-nucleotide messenger RNA. Its product is annotated as C2 domain-containing protein 5-like. Gene Ontology annotation, cellular component: plasma membrane. The transcript has 11 exons. Gene Ontology annotation, molecular function: calcium ion binding; calcium-dependent phospholipid binding. Gene Ontology annotation, biological process: protein localization to plasma membrane; positive regulation of D-glucose transmembrane transport; positive regulation of protein targeting to membrane. NCBI's taxonomy places the organism in Eukaryota, Metazoa, Chordata, Aves, Trogoniformes, Trogonidae. The record is from RefSeq and is a predicted model, not a curated record. The annotation marks the transcript as partial.